AUGAAUAAAAGUUUGAAAUCAGUUCCAGACAGUACAACUGCAUUUUCCUUAGGUGUUGAUCUCCAGGUUUGUACUUCUAAAAAUCCAACAUGUUGUACCAAAAAGAUGGAAGAAAGGUAUCAGACUGCAGUAAAACAAGAUAUACAGCAAGUGCUUCAAACAUCAAGCGCUACAUUAAAGUUUUUAAUAUCUCAUAAUGCAGCUGCUUUUCAAGAAACCUUUGAAGUGCUUAUCAGACUGGCUGAGAAUUACACAAGCACACUUUUCUGCAGUGCAUAUAGAUCCAUGGCUGCUGAGGCUACUGUGCAUGUGCAGGAGUUUUUCACAGAUGUUGGACUGUUCUUAUUUGGCACAGACGUCAGCACAGAGGAAUUUGUGAACAGAUUUUUUGACACCCUGUUUCCAGUAGUCUACAACCAUGUGAUUAACCCUGGUCCGACUGACAUUUCACUGGAAUAUGCGGAGUGCCUCCGAGUGGCGAGAAGAGACAUCAGGCCCUUUGGCAACAUUCCCCAAAAAGCCAUAGGACAAAUGGGAAGAUCACUGUCACCCAGCCGGACUUUCCUGCGGGCUCUGAAUUUGGGGAUCGCAGGGAUCAAUCCAACAGAUCACCCGCACUUCUGCAAAGCCUGCAGCAGAGCUUUGCUGAGAAUGCAGUACUGCCCACACUGCCAGGGGCUGACGCUGAGCAAGCCCUGCAUGGGCUACUGCCUCAACACCCUCCGAGGCUGCCUGGCUGACCUAGCAGAAGUUGAUCUCCACUGGCAGGGGUACAUCCAGUCCCUGGAGGAGCUCUCAGGAGCCCUGAGCGGAGCUCACGGCAUCGAGCGUGUGCUGCUGAACUUCCACGCCCUUGUUCGUGACGCUCUGGUGCAGGCUCGGAUCAAUGGGCCACAAUUAUCUGAGCAGGUGAAUAAAAUAUGUGGUCCUCCUGUAAGAAAGCCUAAACACUCUCCAGGUUGCUCCUUUGAUCAGAACAAAGAUAAUCAAGGGCUGAAGAUGUUCUCCAGACUCAGUGAAGAAACACUCGCCAGCAGAAGAAAGGAAUUCAUCGGGCACCUCCGUCCGUACCGAGCCUUUUACGGCGGCCUGGCGGAUCGGCUGUGCGGGAAUGAGCUGGCAGCUGCCGACGGAGCCCCGUGUUGGAACGGAGAAGAUGUCCUUAGAAGAAUAUACAAGAUAUCUCUGCUACCAGCAAGACCUUCCUUCAAGCUGCUGGGAAUCUUUAUGCAUAUUUGAGAAAAUCCCUUGGAUGGAGGGGUUGCAUUCUAGUGUGCUCCUGUGUAAUAAGAUAUAGCUUCUCCUUCUAAU
Molecule: messenger RNA, 1311 nt
Organism: Sturnus vulgaris (Common starling)
Lineage: Eukaryota; Metazoa; Chordata; Aves; Passeriformes; Sturnidae
Source: RefSeq, a predicted model, not a curated record